Molecule: messenger RNA, 1191 nt
Organism: Ahaetulla prasina
Lineage: Eukaryota; Metazoa; Chordata; Lepidosauria; Squamata; Colubridae
Gene: NEGR1
Product: neuronal growth regulator 1
Exons: 7
Coding region: 127-1191 (354 amino acids)
Cellular component (GO): neuron projection
Source: RefSeq, a predicted model, not a curated record
GCGCGGCUUGUGCCAGGACAGAGGAAGGCGGCUGCUUUCUGCCUUCGCGCCCGCCCGCCUGCCUGUUUCGCCCGGGGGUCGACGCGGAACUAGAGCCGCGAGCCGGAGCGCAGCCUUCGAGAGGGCAUGGACGUGAUGCUCCUGGUCCAGGGCGCUUGUUGCUCCAACCAGUGGCUGGCCGCGGUGCUGCUCAGCCUCUGCUGCUUGUUGCCCUCCUGUCUCCCCGCCGGCCAAAGUGUAGACUUCCCCGGGACGGCUGUGGAGAACCUGGUGGUCCGGAAAGGGGACACGGCGGUGCUGAGAUGUUACUUGGAAGAUGGAGCUUCAAAAGGUGCCUGGCUGAAUCGAUCAAGUAUUAUUUUUGCAGGAGGAGACAAGUGGUCAGUAGAUCCUCGAGUUUCAAUUGCAACAGCAAAUAAAAGGGAAUACAGUCUCCAGAUACAGAAUGUGGAUGUGUCAGAUGAUGGUCUAUAUACUUGUUCAGUGCAGACCCAGCACACGCCCAGAACCAUGCAGGUGUACUUAACUGUAAAAGUUUCUCCAAAGAUAAGUCAUAUUUCAAAUGAUAUUGUGGCGAAUGAAGGAAGCAACAUCACACUGGCUUGUUUAGCUACAGGGAAGCCGGAUCCUUCCAUCUCUUGGAGACAUAUUUCUCCAUCAGCCAAACCCUUUGAAAAUGGACAAUACUUGGACAUCUAUGGAAUUACAAGAGACCAAGCUGGGGAGUAUGAAUGUAGUGCUGAAAACGAUGUCUCAGUUCCAGAUGUGAAAAAAGUAAAAGUCACAGUAAACUUUGCCCCAACAAUUCAGGAAAUAAAAUCUAGUGGAGUGACUCUUGGAGGCACUGGAUUCAUAAGAUGUGAAAGUGCAGGCGUUCCUUCCCCGGCUUUUGAAUGGUACAAAGGAGAAAGAAAAUUGAUCAAUGGGCAACAAGGAAUUACUAUAAACAGCUAUAGUUCAAGAUCAUUUUUAAAUUUCAACAAUGUGACAGAAGAGCAUUUUGGCAACUAUACAUGUGUCGCUGCCAACAAAUUAGGCACAACCAAUGCCAGCCUGCUUCUUAACCCUCCAAGUACAACGCAGCUUGGGAUCACUGGGGGCACAGAAGUUCUCUUGUCCUGCUGGUACCUUGUCUUGACACUGUCCUCUUACACCAGCAUAAUGUACCUGAAGAACAUCGUUCUACAAUAA